This is a messenger RNA of Micropterus dolomieu (smallmouth bass), 1433 nucleotides long. RefSeq names its product prolactin. Lineage: Eukaryota; Metazoa; Chordata; Actinopteri; Centrarchiformes; Centrarchidae. Gene Ontology annotation, molecular function: hormone activity. The record is from RefSeq and is a predicted model, not a curated record. Gene Ontology annotation, biological process: positive regulation of cell population proliferation; response to nutrient levels; positive regulation of receptor signaling pathway via JAK-STAT. Bases 219 to 899 code for a protein of 226 amino acids. Gene Ontology annotation, cellular component: extracellular region. The transcript is spliced from 7 exons.
GAAGAGGAAGUCUUGGCCUAGAUAUCUGUUAUCCGGAUAUCCUCCGACACAGGAAGCCCUGAAACACUGGCCAUUGCCCCCACAAGAUCGUCAGAGGGAGCUGAAUUCAAGUCGCCAUUUCAUUAUAAAACAUGGACAAAACAAGUUCCAAUCAGCACACGCUCACCCUACUGCAUAAUCAAAAAGUUGAAGCCAAGGAACUAUAAAAUGGGGGCAAAAUGGAGAAAGAGAAAGAAACAGCAGCGAGAAAAAGAGGAGAGAUGGCACACAGAAAAACCAGCGGAAGCAAACUCCUCAUGACGGUGUUGUAUAUGGUGGCAGCGUGCAGUGCCAUCCCCAUCAGUGACCUGCUGGACCGAGCCUCUCAGCGCUCUGACACACUGCACUCCCUCAGCGCAACACUGACCCAGGAGCUGGACUCUCAUUUCCCUCCUAUAGGCCGCAUGAUCAUGCCCCGCCCCUCAAUGUGCCACACCUCCUCUCUGCAGACACCAAUUGACAAGGAGCAAGCUCUUCAAGUAUCAGAGUCAGACCUGCUGUCAUUGGCUCGCUCCCUGCUCCAAGCCUGGGUAGACCCCCUGGUAGUCCUGUCCACCUCGGCUAACACCCUGCCUCACCCUGCCCAAAGCAACAUAUCUAACAAAAUCCAGGAGCUGCAGCAGCACUCCAAGAACCUGGGAGACGGCCUGGAUAUCCUAUCUGGCAAGAUGGGCCCAGCGGCUCAGACCAUCUCCUUACUGCCCUACAGAGGAGGCAAUGACAUCGGCCAGGACAAGAUUUCCAAAUUGACCAACUUCCAUUUCCUGUUGUCCUGCUUCCGCCGGGACUCGCACAAGAUUGACAGCUUCCUGAAAGUCCUCCGCUGUCGGGCGGCUAAAAUGCUACCUGAGAUGUGCUGAAGAGUGAGGCAGCCAGCUUGACUCUGAGGGGAGAUCUUUCUCACAAACUGCUAAGUAGUUUUGCAUUAUGAGCUUUUAGAUAGAAAAGGAGCGGUUACAUGGCGUGCACAGGAAAUCUUUAGUUUGAAGUGACACGAAUUUCAUUGUCAAUAUGUAGAUGCUAAGAUAUAAUAUGAAAUGAAAUGUUUUAUCCCUUAUUGAUUUUGUUUUAAAAAAUCCCUUAUACAUUUGCAAAAAUGUUUUCAUUUUUAAACAGCUUCCUUACUGACUUAAAGUCAAUGGUUAAAACAGGUAGGUAGGGGAGCAGCACAUUGAACCUAGGAGUUUAUACUGUGGUCCAGUCUUGCUAAUGGGUCACAGGAGGACAAAGCACGGUUUAUACACUUCACCAUAUGUUUCCAGCUGGUCUGGCCUUUAUACCUUCAAAGCGCUUUGCAGUGAAAUAUAUAUGAAAUCCUCCACCACACUGGGAUGCAAGGCUUCAAUGGAGAAUACCUUUCUCUUCCUAACUAAUGAUUGUAUAAUGACCACAUA